This is a messenger RNA of Cryptosporidium muris RN66, 330 nucleotides long. RefSeq names its product 60S acidic ribosomal protein P2, putative. The coding region runs from base 1 to 330 and encodes 109 amino acids. Gene Ontology annotation, biological process: cytoplasmic translational elongation. NCBI's taxonomy places the organism in Eukaryota, Apicomplexa, Conoidasida, Eucoccidiorida, Cryptosporidiidae. Gene Ontology annotation, molecular function: structural constituent of ribosome. The transcript has a single exon. Gene Ontology annotation, cellular component: cytosolic large ribosomal subunit; ribosome. The record is from RefSeq and is a predicted model, not a curated record.
AUGUCUAUGAAAUACGUUGCUGCAUAUUUAUUAUGUGUAACUGCUGGUAAUGAGUCUCCAUCAUUAAAAGAUAUUAGUUCAGUUUUAAGCUCAGUUGGUAUUGAAUGUGAUGAAGAGAUAAUAAAUGUAUUAAUAAAAAAUAUGCAAGGUCAUUUACCUCAUGAAGUAAUUGCUUCUGGUUUAAAUAAAUUACAAACUGUAUCGGCAAGUAGUAAUGUAACUAAUACAUCAGGUACAACUGCUUCUACUGAUCCUAAUACAGCUGUUGCCCCAGUUAAAGAAGAAGAAGAAGAAGAAGAAGCUGACUUAGGUUUUUCACUUUUUGAUUAA